AUGGCGGAAAAGUCGCAGGACCUCAGCAAGCAGGAGAAGGCCAUCAUCGACAACGAGGAUGACCAACUCAAGCCAACCCUGACCACGAAUGUUGGUCAGGUUGAAGAGCUGGACGAAGCAGGCAUCUUCCUGCGAGAGCACAACUUCUCUCAAGCAUACCUGGCCGAGCUCCUCGAGGACAAAGAGCUCAACAAGAAAAUCAUCCGCCGCAUCGAUUGGACCCUCAUGCCUCUGCUUUGCGGCACCUAUUUCCUGCAGUAUAUUGACAAGCAGGCUCUCAGCUACUCGGCGGUCUACGACCUAUUUCCCAGCACCAACAUGUCAUCCAACCAAUACUCCUGGUUAGCCAGCAUCUUCUACUUUGCCUACCUGGUUGCCGAAUGGCCAGCGAGUUAUCUGGCGCAGCACUACCCGACAGGUCGCGUCGUCGCCUGUUUCGUCUUCAUCUGGGGCUCGAUCAUGCUCAUUACCGCCUCCUGUCACAAUUUCACGGGCAUGGCGAUCUGUCGAUUCCUCCUCGGAGUCUUCGAGUCGGUCAUCACCCCCUGCUUCAUGAUGAUCGUGAGCAUGUGGUACGUUAAGGCCGAGCAGCCGAGCCGCGCAGGCACGUUCUACUGCUUCAACGGCGUCGGAUCCAUGACGGGUGGGAUUCUCUUCUACGCCGUCGGACACGCCAAGGGUUUCCCCAUCUGGAAGAUCAUCUUCGUCCUCUGCGGCGGCGUCACCGUCCUCUGGGGCAUCUUACUCUUCUUCUACCUUCCCAGCAGCAUCAUGUCGUCCAGGGCGUUCAACCCGGAACAAAAAGCGCUUCUGAUCGCCCGAAGUCAGACCAACCGCACGGGCGUCUACAACCGCAAGAUCAAGUGGUCGCAAAUCGUCGAGGCAUUGAGUGACCCGCAGGUCUGGAUGUUAUUCUUCUUCACACUGCUGAAUGAAAUCAUCAACGGCGGCAUCGCGAAUUUCGGCAAACUCAUCGUCAAGGGCGUUGCAGGCGGUGAUCCACUGCUUGCAACGGCAUAUGGGAUCCCUCAGGGCGCGUUCCAGGUCGUCUUCGUUUUCUCCGGUCCAUGGCUGGCUUCCAAGUUCAAGAACUCCCGCACCAUCAUCAUGGCCCUCUACCUUUGCCCGACAAUCAUCGGCGCCACCAUCAUGUGGCAAAUGCCUCGAUCCAACAAAGUCGGCUGCCUCCUCGGCUAUUACAUCACCGGCAGCUUCGUCGCCUCACUCGUCCUCGCGCUCCAACUGCCCGCGACCAACGUCGGUGGCUACACGAAGCGCGUGACCGCCACAGCGUUCGUGUUCCUCGCGUACUGCGUCGGCAACAUAAUCGGGCCGCACGCCUUCCUUGCCAAAGAGGCCCCCAUCUACCAGACCGGCUGCAAGCUGAUCCUGGCCUGUGCGGCGGGCCAGAUCGCGCUCGCGCUCGGCCUGCGCGCUCUGCUCAUCUGGCGCAAUCGCCAGCGUGACAAUCUUGCUGUAGAGGCCCAAGGCUCCAUCAAUCUGGAUAUCGAGGCCGAUGAUGCCGACUUGCUCAAUGAUUUGACCGACUUCCAGAACCCGAAGUUCCGGUAUGCUUCUUAG
Molecule: messenger RNA, 1581 nt
Organism: Exophiala bonariae
Lineage: Eukaryota; Fungi; Ascomycota; Eurotiomycetes; Chaetothyriales; Herpotrichiellaceae
Exons: 2
Coding region: 1-1581 (526 amino acids)
Biological process (GO): transmembrane transport
Cellular component (GO): membrane
Molecular function (GO): transmembrane transporter activity
Source: RefSeq, a predicted model, not a curated record